Notolabrus celidotus (New Zealand spotty) is the source of this 2554-nucleotide messenger RNA. It is a transcript of the gene oxct1a, whose product is annotated as 3-oxoacid CoA transferase 1a. Gene Ontology annotation, molecular function: succinyl-CoA:3-oxo-acid CoA-transferase activity. The record is from RefSeq and is a predicted model, not a curated record. NCBI's taxonomy places the organism in Eukaryota, Metazoa, Chordata, Actinopteri, Labriformes, Labridae. Gene Ontology annotation, biological process: ketone body catabolic process. Bases 123 to 1706 code for a protein of 527 amino acids. The transcript is spliced from 17 exons. Gene Ontology annotation, cellular component: mitochondrion.
GACUUUUCGGUGUUUGAGCAGUGCUCAGCAGGCAGUGCAAUUUGCAUCAUCUGUCGUCCACCGGCUGGAGCUAUCACUCUGCCCCUCGUCUCUCACCCCGUUUGUCUGUGUAGCUCCAAAACAUGGCGGCCCUCAAAGCUUUGUGCAGAGCGGAGAAUUUAUUCUUCAGACACCUCUCAGGUCCCUGUACAACAAAAUCUAACGUCGCUUAUCUGCAAUUGAGCAAGACCUCUGGUUGCUACUUCUCUACCUCCAGUCAAAGAAGAUCAAAGUUCUACUCAGAUCCUACAGAGGCAGUCAAAGAUAUCCCAGAUGGAGCUACUCUGUUAGUUGGAGGUUUUGGACUUUGUGGUAUCCCAGAGAAUCUUAUCAACAGUUUACUGAAGACCGGUGUUAAGGGUCUCACCGCUGUCAGCAACAAUGCUGGAGUGGAUAACUUCGGCCUGGGUCUGCUGCUGCAGACUAAGCAGAUCAAGAGGAUGAUCUCCUCGUACGUCGGGGAGAACGCAGAGUUUGAGCGACAGUAUCUGUCAGGGGAGUUGGAAGUGGAGCUGACACCACAGGGUACUUUAGCAGAGAGGAUCAGAGCAGGGGGGGCCGGGAUUCCAGCCUUCUUCACAGCCACCGGUUAUGGCACGCUAAUCCAAGAGGGAGGCUCUCCUAUUAAGUACAACAAAGAUGGCAGCAUUUCCAUCGCCAGCGAGAAGAGACCAGUGCAGGAGUUUAAUGGCAGGCAAUACAUCAUGGAAAAGGCCAUCACUGGAGACUUUGCACUAAUCAAAGCAUGGAAAGCUGACAGGGCUGGAAACGUUGUUUUCAGAAAAACAGCCAGGAACUUCAACCACCCUAUGUGCAAGGCGGCCAAAACCACCAUCGUUGAGGUGGAGGAGGUGGUGGACGUUGGGACCUUUGCUGAAGAGGACAUCCACAUACCUAGCAUCUAUGUACACAGGGUCGUCAAGGGAGCCGGCUACGAGAAAAGGAUUGAGAAACGCACAGUAAAGAAAAGCCAAGCAGAGAAACCCAAACCAAAGAAGGACUCAGACAUUGUUCGGGAAAGGAUCAUUCGCAGGGCUGCUCUGGAGUUUGAGGAUGGCAUGUAUGCCAACCUUGGUAUCGGUAUCCCCAUGCUGGCCAGCAACUUCAUGAAACCAGACAUCACUGUACACCUUCAAAGUGAAAAUGGAAUUUUGGGACUGGGCCCAUACCCCACUGAAGAUGCAGUGGAUGCAGACUUGAUUAACGCUGGGAAGGAGACUGUCACUGUGCUCCCUGGGGCCGCCUAUUUUUCCAGUGAUGAGUCAUUCGCCAUGAUCCGAGGAGGUCACGUCAACCUGACAAUGCUGGGAGCCAUGCAGGUGUCAAAACACGGAGACCUAGCCAACUGGAUGAUUCCAGGUAAGAUGGUGAAAGGGAUGGGAGGAGCCAUGGAUCUGGUGGCAAGCGCUGGCACCAAAGUGGUUGUCACCAUGGAGCACUCGGCCAAGGGGGGAAAACACAAGAUAUUGGACAAAUGCAUCCUGCCUCUGACAGGGAAGCAGUGUGUGGAUCGGAUCAUCACAGAAAAGGCUGUGUUUGAUGUGGAUAAGACAAAAGGCCUGACUCUGAUAGAAGUGUGGGAGGGGCUGACUCCAGAGGAUAUCAAGGCAUGCACUGGCACUGAGUUUGAGGUGUCUCCUAACCUGAGGCCCAUGCAGCAGAUCUAGAGGAGCUUUUGAGGGAUCUUAGAAGUGUUAGUGGCUCUCAUUUUAUCUCUGCGUGGUACACAGCUGUUGAUUUAGCAGCCUGAGACUGGUCAAAUAAGCUAAUAAACCAGACAUGCUAUGUUCAGUUCCUUGGUAAUCGGCAUGCAAACCUCAGAAGGAUUUAAUGCUCACUUACAUUCACUGACAGGGAUUCACAUGAUCCAAAAUGCAUGAGUAUUUUUUUUUGUGAUGUUUUCUGACAAAAAGGGAAAUUACUUUGCUGCCUAUCACACCGUUAAGUUAUUAACUUUGUUCUAAUGUUUGUAAAGCUGUUACUAAAAAUCUAUCAGAAAAUUACACAAAAAAUCUGGGAAUAUUCUUAAUACUGUAUGUCUUCCAAGACUACUCCACCUAUGAAGACAAGGGAUGCUGAUAUUUGAAGAUGAAUUGUAUUAACUGUAGAUAGAUAAGUUACUGAAACAUGCACUCAAGAGCCGAAAUGUAAUGAAGAAAACAUUUGUGUGCUGCCAGUCAGGUUAAUUUUUAAUUCAAUACUAAAACAAAUAUGUAUUUAGUUGUUUAAAAUUGUGCCACAGAAUGUGAAGGAAUGUAAGAUGUCUGUUUUCUUUCAUUGGGAAAAUAAGCAGGAUGUAAAAUAUCACCUGACUGUAGUAUGUUUGUAAUAAUAAGCUCUGCCAUAGUGAGGAAAUGUUAAGAGUCUCUUCUCUCAGCCUCACAUGUAUCAGAGUCGACAGUAGUUGAGCUAGAAAAAAUGAAGCCUUAACAUUUUGUACACAGACAUUUACCAUCCUCUUUCUUCUCUUUGUACAGAAAUAAAAUACAGUCGUGUGCUGAGCUAAAAACUGAAA